AUGUAUUCUUCUAAUGGUUCGGAUAUUUUACGACCUGCUGCAACUAUCGUCAUAGUAGCACCAAUAAAAAAAAUUGACGAUGAAAUAGAAUAUAACGAUAAAUUCAAUUAUAAAGUAUUAAUGAUGAAAAGAAAUGCUAAAGGAUCAUUUGUCAAUGCACAUGUAUUUCCAGGUGGAAAUGUAGAUCCAUCCGAUUCGUCCAAAGAAUGGUCUAGCGCUAAUUUAACUCCAGAAUUCGAAUUCACAAAAAUAAUGGAGCGUGACCAAUCAUCAACAACUUCUUUAACAACCUCCAAAAUCUGUGCGAUACGAGAAACAUUUGAAGAAUGCGGAAUUCUGCUCACGAAACCCAAUGUCAAAUUUGACCUUACAGAAGCAAAACGAUGGCGCGACAAGAUACACAAUGACGCCAACGAAUUUAUUUCACUAUGCAAAAAAUUUAAACUAAAACCUGCAAUUGAAGAACUUGAUCUGUUUUACAAUUGGAUCACACCAAGAACAGAGCUCAAACGUUACAAUGUCAAUUUCUAUCUAACUAUUAUACCUUAUGAUGAUGUAUCCUAUACUGACAUUGUAGCUGAUGGUGAAGAAACAACUCAAUUAAAUUGGUUUACACCCGAGGAAGCAUUGACUGCAUUCCGUAAAUCUGAGAUUAAUCUUUUCCCGCCCCAGUGGUACACAUUAACCGAACUGUUCGAAUACAAAAAGUUAUUUCAGUUACGUGUGAUGCUGAAUAGUAAGAAGAGGAUUGUAGUACCAAUGAUGCCAGAAUUCAUGAAAGACGACAAAACUAACCGACGUUAUUUCGUUUUACCCGGCGAUUUUCAGCACUCUACUACGCCUGAUCACGUCAGGAAGACAAAUCCUAAUGCAAGACAUCGAUUUUAUUUUGAUUUUAAGAAAAAGACAAUAUUAAACCUAGAAAUGAAUAUCGGAUAUGGAAACGCCAAUAAAUCUCGAUUAUAG
Messenger RNA from Ambispora gerdemannii, 966 nucleotides. The record is from the annotation of a GenBank genome assembly. Lineage: Eukaryota; Fungi; Glomeromycota; Glomeromycetes; Archaeosporales; Ambisporaceae.